CUUUUGGACGACCUUCUUUUUCUACUGAACAAAAACCCCGCAGCAGAGGCACCGUUUCGUGCGCUCCUUUUCUUGCGCGGGCGUUUAUCUUUGAUCUACUUGUUACUACGGUAUGGAACUCAACCCUGGGCCAUGUGGGGAUGGAUCGCCUUCGGGUUCGGUAUCGGAAACCCCACCCGCGGACGAGUCGUCAGAGAGUACUCCCACAGACCUGCACCGGUCAAUUCCCUCCCAGGCGUCAUCGACUGUUGACCUCCUUGAGACCGUCGACGAAAGCCAUCCACUGUCGAAUACCGGUUCUGAUGACGACGGCCCCGAAUCAUCCCUAACAGCCUCGGUAGCUAAUACUACUACCAAGUCUACAAGUCCUGUUUCUCAGAGAUAUAUAUUUCGUCCACCAUCCGACCGGACAUCCGCUCAACAGUCCAUGACGCCCUCCGCCACAUCACCACUACACAAAUCGCUUGCUUCUCCAAUUGCUCGGCCAGGGGAACAGAACUCGGAUCCGAGAUCUGCCCUGUUCGAUGAUCAUGUUGCCUCUGCCCAUGUUCCCGGUAGUCUACACCUGGCCCCGGACAGCGCCAUUGAAAAGCUGGUGGAGCGUCAAGGCGUUAUUUCCUUGAUUCGCCAGUUAGCUUCGGAUCUCGCCCAUCGCGACAAAGAGCUGGUAUCCAUACGGCGGCGGGCGGAGGAGAGGGAGAGAGCUCUAAAGAAGAUGUUGGUGGAGGUUGAGGUAUCAAAUGCGGAUAUUGAGAAACGGUUGGCGGCAGCCAUCCUGCAACGGAAACCUUCGAGGGAGACUAUGCGUUCCGCAGCCGGGGAUACGAGCUAUACUGAGAGUAUUGAUGAUAUGAUGCAACAGGCUAUGAGUGAAGAGGAUGUUUUCAGUGUUGUGGAUGACAGUUUGAGCAUGAUGGAAGCCACUACUGAUCUUGGGGAUGACGACCGACAUAGCACAAGGGAUGACAUGGUCACGCCAAAGGCAACCAUUAGGGCGCGAUCGGAUUCUAGAUCAAUCCUGUUUGAACGGGAUAUGGAUAGUAUGUCCAUUAUAUCCAAUGCAUCGUCGAGAAGGGGGUCUACUGUCCGUAGAUGGAAGAAUUUCUUUUGGGGACAAAAGAUAGGGGAGGGGGGUGAGAAUAACACCGGGAACGAGCGACUGGUAUUGCAGAACCCCCCCCAUAGUAAAAGGAGAGGAAUCACAGACGAAACAUUUUCUCCCCCCCCAGAGGGGAAACCAAGAAUUCUGUCACGAGCCUCCUCCCCUGCUGUUUCGAUGAUUCAGCCGGGAUCCCACCCCGAUGCUCUUGCUCAGAGCGGGACAUCAAAGGUUGCUGCUUGGGCAAUGAGGUUGGCUUCUCACGCCCCACCGCUGCAUGAGCAGGAAAACUUUAAUCCAAAGAGUCCCGUGCAACCAAGAAGCGCUGGCGGAACUGAGGGAUCUGGGCUACCGGCAGACAGGCGGGCAAGUUCGGGGUCAAUUGAUCGUGAGAAUUUGCAGAGGAUAAUGGCGAAAAAUGCAGCAAGAACCCAGACUAGUCCUAGGAGGCGAACUGCUUCUACUGUAUCUAAUGGGGCACCUCCGGGGCCAAGCAAAUUCUUUCAGGAUAUCAUAGAUCAUGCAGAACGUAUGGUGCCCCUCGGUAAUAGUUCACAAAAUGCGUCUAAUGCGGAUCCAAGCUCCGGCCCUGUCGAAAUGGAUAGAAUCGUGCCGCAUGCGAUUCAGCCACCAACCCUACUGCAAAGUUGGAAUGACUAUUACCCCACAGAUUACUUGACGGAUCGAUUUGGGUUUAUCUAUGAUAAAAAAAACAAGGCCCUGUCGGCCAAAAGCAAAUCGUCCGUUGGGGGCGACGACGCCAAGCAGCCACGGUACGAGGAUGUGAAGCCUAGAUCGACACCGGGUGGAGGGGAUCCACCAAACGCAUCUAGUGGAGCUAAUUACGGACUCUUGGAUGCUGGAGAUGCCAGGACGCCAACACGAUGGCAGGAGCCCCCCCCAGAAACGCCUUCGAUAAGUUUACAUCAACCUAAGACUAGCAAGGAAGCGCCAGCGAGCGCUCCAGAGAAUUCUCAGCAUGGUCAACCGACCAAGUCGCUAAUUGACAGGAUUGCAAAAUCCACAUCCGCAAUGGCUUCUCCGACAACUACAACGUUUUCUGAAGCGCCGUUGGCCCUCCGAUCUCCACUACACUCUGAAAUGUCCUCUAUUGCGGAAGCAAGCACUGUUCAAUUGCUUCUUGGGCAACUUAGCGACCUUCACGAUUCAUUGCAGAGAGAUAGGGGGGCUAAGUGGAAUGAAUUCCUGAAGAAAAUCCGGCAGGAAAGGCGUCGGGGCGAGGAGGAAGAAAAGGGUAUGCCAGAGGUCUUGAUGGGGGAUGGGGAGCUCAUCGGCAUUGCAACAUUGGGGAACGAAGGCAGAGGAGGCAAGCAACGAUGGAAAGAGUUUAAGGGUCUUGUUCUAGGUGGCAUUCCGGUGGCAUACCGUUGGAAAGUUUGGACCGAGUGCAGUGGUGCUACCGCGAUGCGGGUUCCUGGAUAUUAUGAAGACAUUCUUGAGAAUGGUUUGGACGACCCACUAGUUAUCAGUCAAAUUGAAAUGGAUAUCAAUCGCACUUUGACGGAUAACGUUUUCUAUCGCCAGGGACCCGGUGUUAGCAAACUGAAGCAAGUUCUUGUUGCAUACAGCCGCCGAAACUCAGCUGUUGGGUAUUGUCAGGGAAUGAACAUGAUUGCUGCAAGUUUGCUUUUGAUUAUGCCAAGCGAGGAGGAUGCUUUCUGGGUGCUUUGCAGUAUCGUUGAGAAAAUAUUACCGAAGACAUAUUUCGAAUCAAACUUAUUAGCUUCUAGGGCCGAUCAACAGGUUCUCAAGCAAUACGUUCAAGAAGUGCUCCCGUCAUUGCACAUGCACCUUCAGAAACUUGGGGUUGAAUUGGAAGCCCUAACUUUCCAAUGGUUCCUGAGUAUAUUCACCGAUUGUCUUGCAGCAGAAGCACUCUUCCGUAUCUGGGAUGUUAUACUAUGUCUUGUUGGAAGUCCGUUCCUGUUUCAGGUGGCUUUGGCCCUGCUCCGCUUGAACGAGAAGGCUCUCAUCUCCUGCAAAAGUGCGGCAGCAGUCUACAGUUACUUGAAUGGGGAGAUGACACACCAAGGGAUUAGUAUAGAUGGAUUGAUCAGAGAAAGCGAUGGGAUGAAGCACCACGUGAAGAGGAAAGAAGUCGAGCUGAGGAGAGAAAGGGCUGUAGAGAAAGAGUUGGGAGAAGUGGGCUCAGGAGACAAUGGGGGCGCCACCGUAGAAGCCGUGAAGACGGACUCGCCGAUCCGUGCAGUAGCCAACGGUUCCGACGAAGAAAGCCGGAAACCGAGUACAAAGAGUAUUCACGACGAGGAGAGAGAAGACGGCAAUGGCGAGGACAAAACAAAGGGAGAAGCCGCAGGGGUGGCCGAGGUGGGACCGAGUAGCAGCGCUAUCCAGGAAGAAACUGCAGAGGAACUAUUAGCAGCGGACGCCAAACCCCUUGUGGGAAUAAUUGAGCAUCUUGCUAACGAAGAUCAAGAGCCAAGGGCCGUGACAUCGCCACCUUCGGAUAAUCCAGCCACUUCUAUUCCUCCUACGGAAGCCUCUGCAAUUCCUAUCGUCGCUACCACGUAG
Tuber melanosporum (Perigord truffle) is the source of this 3652-nucleotide messenger RNA. RefSeq lists its product as uncharacterized. The record is from RefSeq and is a predicted model, not a curated record. The transcript has 3 exons. NCBI's taxonomy places the organism in Eukaryota, Fungi, Ascomycota, Pezizomycetes, Pezizales, Tuberaceae. The coding region runs from base 113 to 3652 and encodes 1179 amino acids.